GCACAGUCUAUUUCUGGGUAUUAAACAUGUCGUUAUCCAGGUUUUUGAUGGAUUUGCCGAAAUGUCAGAAACUGGUCAAACAGGUUUUGCACUACUUGAAUAGAUAUCUAUUUUUAGCAAACGUCAACACCGGGAACGGUUGACUUCGCUGUUCCAUGCUGAACUGUAAACCUCUUUCGUUGUGAUAUAAUUUGGACUUUCGUUAUAAUAUUUGAUUCAUUUAUACACUAUCAAGAUGGCGACGGGAAGCAAAGCAGCACGGGUUGUUUUCCUUAUAUGCGACUUCAUUUUCAUGCUAAUGGGGGUCGGAAUAUUUAUAGCAGGGAUCUACCUGAAGGUUUCCCGGUCCGACUUCACUGAAGUGCUGGACAGUAGAGAGUUUAACUUUGCUACAGCACUGAUGGUGUCGGCCGGAAUCAUUGUUGUUGUGGUAGCCAUUAUCGGAUUGAUUGGCGAGCGACUCCAGAAUCAAUGUGUGCUUGGAGUGUACCUGAUUUGUGUAAUACUGAUCUUCUGUAUGGAACUCGCAGCAGGAAUAACUGGAGCUAUCUACAGGAAUAAGAUAGAAGCUGCUUUGAAGGGUGACAUGUUGACAGGACUCCAGAAUUCAGACAAACGUAAUGCUUGGGACAGAGUCCAGGAAACGUACGAAUGCUGUGGUGUACACAACGCUACUGACUGGAAUAACGUAUUUGACCCCAGAAAUCCAACCUGGAUUCCAGAUUCAUGCUGUGGGUUUGAAAAUUGUGGUACAACAGGGAAUCAGGUGGCUUGGACUAUUGGCUGUUUUGACGAUGCUAAGGAGUGGCUGGAGAUGAACUACUUGACCAUUGUCCUUGUGGCUAUAAUUGAAGCCGUUCUUCAGGUGAUACUCAUUAUUAUGCCGAUUGUGCUGAUAUACUUUAUAAGACGGGAGAAAAAGUAUCGAUACAUGUGAUGAACCGCGACAGACCUGUCACCAUGGUUACCCAAUAUCGAGACUGAAUGACUGGCUGUGUGUGGUCACGUGUGUAUGGCCGAUGUUGGAUCCUAAUUGGAAAGCUGAGGAAAAACUGCAUUUAAAUUAGGAUCUGGAGAAGAUGGCAGGAGUUUGUAUCAAAGUAUUGAACAAUACUGUAAAGAAAUUGUUAGCACACAACUCUUGCCAUUUUCAAUUCCUCACUAUCUUACAAUGUCUCUAGAUUGUUGGUCAUGAAAACAACACACAUUCAUUUUGUAGAAUUGUUUUUGUGACCAAUAAAGAUAUGGGCAGAUGACCAACAAACAACUUAAAGACAUUGUUUUAAGAUGUACAAUGCUUUAUUUUGGAUAAAAAUGAUCCUGUGAUGUGGUAUAAAAAUGUCCCAUACUUGUGUGAUGAAGUGAAGGUUAUUGCUAAUUAUUCUCGUUCAUGUAUUACAAAAUGAAGCUCUAGUUCUGGCGUGACAUUUACAUGUAAUAAUAAUUUAGCAUAACAGCACAGGCCCCUGUGUCAUGAUAGUUGAUGUUUAGAAAAAUAUAAUUCCACGAUACUAUCAUGUUUUUUCUAAAUAUUUACUCACUAGACACAGACCCCUGUGUCAUGAAAGCUAAUAAUUAGAAAAAUAAUUUUUUUUUAAUAUUAUCCCACCAUACUUAAGUGUUUUUCUAAAUAUUUACCAACCAGACACAGGCUCCUGUGUUUACAGUGAUUGUGAACUUGGAUUAAAUCCAAUAGAUAUAUGUGAAUCUCCUAUGUGAUCAUGUCAGUUCCAUCAUGUACACAACUACAUGUGAAAAACAAUAUUUUUCCCAUUGUGUGGUUGAAAACAACUACAUACAAAUGCUUAUGUUAUAUAUGGUAAGAUUUUCCUCAACUGUCAUUGGCUACAACAUGUUCAUGUGGAGGUUAAUAUUUUGAGAUAUUUACCUGAUGUUUCUAUUUUUAGAAACAAUCGAGUCAAUAUUGCAUGCCAUCAUAAUCAUUGUGAUAUCACAAAGUCUAAAUGUAGAUUUCCUGUUAUCAAGAUGAAUAUAACACAAUUUUACCAUUUUGCUGAGAAGUUUCAUAUCUAAUAUCACCCUCAGUUAAUAUUUGAUUCCACCAGGUUAAUAUAACACCAUACUGACCUCAGGAAAGGUCAAUAAUUGAUAAAUAUAUAGAGAUAUAUAUACAAUCAGUAGGCACCAAUGAAGUGAUGUGAAAGUGGGAGAGUUAUUUCAUGGACAGAUUUGUUGAGAGAGAUUUAUGUAGACUUAAUUUGAAUCAUUUUACCACUGCUAAACAAUGGAACACAUUUUAAGUCCAUAAGUCAAGCAUCACAUAUAUUAUGUUGUAUUAUAUAGAUAUGUCUCACUCUUUCAAAUACUCUUGAGGGAUUCUGUAACAUAGUUUAACAGUUAUAUGCAUUUUACAAGUAGAUUGUUGUUUCCCCAUAACAUGUCACUUUUUGAUGAAUUAGUGCUUUUGAGGUGAUGCAAAGACUUAGACACAAUAUAAGGUUACAUGCUUAUUCUGGUGUAUUCAAAGUUAAGUACAUAUCAAAAUAAUAACCAGUGUAGCUAAAUAAUGAAUAGGUGCAACCACACGGAUUUUUUUUGAAAACACCGUAUGGAAAUAGCAUUUAGCAAAAUCACUGCUUAGUAGAAUGACGCAUUGUGGGAAGAUCGAAAAUGAAAUUACCGAUAAAGUAAGUACAAUUACAGUACCAGGUAAUCAGUUAUACACCACAGAAGUGAUGGAAAUGGAUCAAUUAUUUUAGAAAGGCAUGCUAUUAUUUCUUUUGAGUAUAAUUAAUAAAAUAUAUGUAAAUGUUUUAUACAUAUAUGUAUCCAUAUUUUGUAUAUUUUGCAAAAAAAUAAAUUUAUGUAUUUACUUUUA
Pecten maximus is the source of this 2839-nucleotide messenger RNA. RefSeq names its product tetraspanin-9-like. The transcript has 8 exons. The coding region runs from base 236 to 937 and encodes 233 amino acids. NCBI's taxonomy places the organism in Eukaryota, Metazoa, Mollusca, Bivalvia, Pectinida, Pectinidae. The record is from RefSeq and is a predicted model, not a curated record. Gene Ontology annotation, cellular component: membrane.